This is a messenger RNA of Hyaloscypha bicolor E, 1687 nucleotides long. RefSeq lists its product as uncharacterized. Gene Ontology annotation, molecular function: DNA binding; zinc ion binding; DNA-binding transcription factor activity, RNA polymerase II-specific. Gene Ontology annotation, biological process: regulation of DNA-templated transcription; aflatoxin biosynthetic process. The record is from RefSeq and is a predicted model, not a curated record. The coding region runs from base 240 to 1424 and encodes 394 amino acids. Gene Ontology annotation, cellular component: nucleus. The transcript has a single exon. NCBI's taxonomy places the organism in Eukaryota, Fungi, Ascomycota, Leotiomycetes, Helotiales, Hyaloscyphaceae.
UUCUAUCUCAAUUUGGUUCUGGCUGUGCACAAGAAGGCUUCCUCAAAGGAUGCACCUGUAUGCAAGAGCAACGUGAAUGGUAAGAUCGGGAUUAUUUCAGUGCUCAGGUGGUUUGUGUCCUCCCAGCCCUCGAAAUACAUAUAUCAUCGCAUGGCACUUUCCCGCUUGAUGAAAAGCAACAUCUUACCCAGGACAGGUACAGGAAAGACUCCAGGAAGCAACUGAAGAAUACCAUCGAGAUGGAAACCAACAUGCCCCAACGGCAAUCGCCUAUAACCACCACAAAGCCUCUCAAGCCUCGCAAGUUCAGAUCAUCAUGCGAUGCUUGUUCAGCAUCCAAGGUCAAAUGCGACCAACAGCAGCCUCAGUGUUUGCGUUGCAUUAAUCUCGGUGUUCAUUGCAACUACAGCCCAUCAAGGAGAAUGGGCAAGCCACCAGCGUCUGCUCGCAAGCUCAAACCUUCUUCCAACUCAUCUUCGGAAACUGAGCAGCAGGUCGAGUCUCAUCCGACAAAGAAAAGACAGCUCUCUCCUCCUUCGUUCGCCAAGAAGAGUCAGAUGGAGCCAACACCAGAUCCAUCUCAGUGUCAAUUCGAUACUACGGUAAUGGAUACGGACAACUUCAUGUCAAUCAACUGGCAAGACGACAUUUUCGAGACUUCCGCAUUCGGCAUCCCAACCGCUGCAGACUUGCAACUUUCAGCAGAUAAUCUAUUUGACCUAUCGUUUGAUUUCAUGGGCGAUUCGACUGCUCAACUGCCAAACAAUUCUCAAUUCGUCUUCAGCGACGAUACCAGCGUUGAUACAAGCCGAUCUCAGAGCCACGAACCAAUAUUCGAAGUUCAGCAAGUACCGAAACAACUGCCUUCGCCAGCCAAGAACUUAUCAUUUUCUGACAAAGCUUCGCUGAAGUUGUGCACACAUGACUUGGACCUCGUUCGCAACUCCAUUCCAAGUCCAUUCUCCCGUACGAAUACGACCAUCGAUCAGGUCCUCAUCAACAACAAAGCAGCCAUUGAGAACGCAGAUGCCCUUCUGGCAUGUUCCUGCUCGGACAAUUCCCACUUCGCCAUCACCCUCGCUCUUAUCUGCAACAAGAUCCUAGGCAUGUACGAAGACGUGAUUAAGGCUGCAGCAACUGCCUGCAUCUCACCAGCCAGCGGACGUCGACGUUCAGGGCCAGGUGUUGGCAUCACUGUUGGAGCCUACAAGAUGGAUGCAGAAGAUGAAGAGAGAAUGCGGAUACAGAUCGUCGUCAACGAGUUGAGGAAAGUAAAGGGUCUUGUGGAUAAAUACGCUAAUAAGUAUUGCAAGAAGGGGCAAGCUGUCGAGGCAGGGGAGGGGAUAUACUCGGCGUUGGAGGCGUUUUUGAGGUCAAGAUUGACGACAACACUGCAGGAGCUUCUGGGGAAGCUCGAGGGAUAAACUUCUUUCUUUUGUUCAUCCCCUUCUCCUUUCGUGUUCAUAUACCCUGGUUUCUUUGGAUACAUUGUACCUGCAUCUUGGCAGGAUGUAUGUUUGCUCUUUCUCUCUCUAGGUAGUUUAUGAAUUAUUGAAAGUCACUCCGCAGCCGAAGAGUCUUCAGAAGCUCUCGAGUCAGUCCGGUUACAUAAAUUCCCUGAGGUUUGACAUGUUUUCCAAGCUUGCAGACUUUUGGUCACAAGAUUUGACGGUCCGUUUUAAGGUGU